AUGAAUGGCUUUUCAGACAGAGGACUCGACGACUCCAAUUUCGGGGAGAGCAAGGCUUCCAGCGUCGUAAAAUCCUUCGACGCCUUUCCCAAGACGAAACCUUCUUAUACACAACGCACAGAAUCAGGCGGCGUCUGGACCGUGGUGCUGAUCGUCGCAUCGUUAUUCCUGGGAUGGAGCGAGCUGUCGAGAUGGUGGGUGGGAGAGACUACACACACGUUUGCGGUGGAGCAGGGAGUCGGCCAUGAUCUGCAGAUCAACCUCGAUGUUGUAGUUGCGAUGCAGUGCAGUGACUUGCAUGUGAAUGUGCAGGACUCGUCGGGAGAUCGCAUCCUUGCUGGGUCGGCGCUGAAGAAAGACGCUACGACUUGGAGACAAUGGGGUGGAAGGUCGCAUGCUCUUGCCGCGGAUAAGGAUGAGCGGAUUCGGAGUGGGUAUGAUGGCAAGGGAGCAGAGUAUGACGAGGAGGACGUACACAACUAUGUUGGCGCAGCAAGGAGGAAGAAGAAGUUCAAGAAAACGCCGGGUCUGCCAUGGGGAGCGCAGGCGGACAGUUGCAGGAUAUACGGCAGUAUGCAUGGGAACAAGGUGCAGGGAGACUUCCAUAUCACUGCCAGAGGGCAUGGAUACAUGGAGUUUGGCGCUCAUCUUGACCACAGUACAUUCAACUUCAGCCAUACGGUCAACGAGCUUUCGUUUGGCCCCUUCUACCCGUCCUUGACCAACCCUCUCGACAACACGGUAGCAACCACAUCCGAUCACUUUUACAAAUUCCAGUACUACCUCUCAGUGGUCCCAACCAUCUACACGACCGAUGCGAAGACACUCCGCAAGAUCGACAAGCACCACGAGUCACCUUCAUCGGGCGAAGAUGGACUAAGCCAAUACCCACACCGUUAUAACAAGAACACCGUCUUUACGAACCAGUAUGCUGUGACGGAACAGUCUCAUAAAGUGCCAGAGAAUGCCGUGCCCGGUGUUUUCAUCAAGUUCGACAUCGAGCCAAUAGGUCUUACCAUCGCCGAGGAAUGGAGCUCGAUACCAGCUCUGCUCAUACGGCUGGUCAACGUUGUAUCUGGACUACUUGUUGCGGGCGGCUGGUGUUUCCAGAUCAGCGAGUGGGCAAAAGAGAUUUAUGGCCGCAAAGGCCGGAGGCAAGAUAGCUUCGGUAUGCUCAACGGCGAACACGAUGAGAAAAGAGGUCUAUAG
Fulvia fulva is the source of this 1209-nucleotide messenger RNA. Its product is annotated as ER-derived vesicles protein 41. Gene Ontology annotation, cellular component: endoplasmic reticulum; Golgi membrane; endoplasmic reticulum membrane. The record is from RefSeq and is a predicted model, not a curated record. Gene Ontology annotation, biological process: endoplasmic reticulum to Golgi vesicle-mediated transport; retrograde vesicle-mediated transport, Golgi to endoplasmic reticulum. The coding region runs from base 1 to 1209 and encodes 402 amino acids. The transcript has 2 exons. NCBI's taxonomy places the organism in Eukaryota, Fungi, Ascomycota, Dothideomycetes, Mycosphaerellales, Mycosphaerellaceae.